This is a messenger RNA of Bombina bombina (fire-bellied toad), 3071 nucleotides long. RefSeq names its product cold shock domain-containing protein E1-like. NCBI's taxonomy places the organism in Eukaryota, Metazoa, Chordata, Amphibia, Anura, Bombinatoridae. The transcript has a single exon. Gene Ontology annotation, molecular function: nucleic acid binding. The record is from RefSeq and is a predicted model, not a curated record.
CCCCUGUUUUAUUCCUACGUAAUGUGCCGUGCUGCUUAUGGCGGCGCUGGUGAUAGUGCUGUGAGCUGUUGGGUAUGAAGUGAAACAGAACAGAAACUACCACCUGAAACUGCUGCUUCAAGUUCAGAUCAGUCAAGGAACAUCUGCCACAAUCGUAACCGACAAGACCAAAGAAGAGAACUUGCGCUAAAGACACAACACUUGAUCUGAAACAAGAAGUUUGUGCCUACUCAACAGCUUCACAAGAGCACUUCCCAAUGCUGCUAUUAGUCUUUGUUUUAUUCUCAGCGCUGCACUUUGCAACCGCCAAGUGCAGCGGGUGUCGUCUUUCUUAGCUCGAUAGGUCAUUUUUCUCUCACUAUCUAUCAACACUAGUAACUUUCAACCUUCUGAAUCGUGUGCUGACCAAAAGCUCAAUAAAUACUACUGAAAGUGCAAUACUUGGAUUUCUCAGCAAGAUGAGCUUUGACCCAAACCUUCUCCACAACAAUGGCCAUAAUGGGUACCCAAAUGGUACUUCAGAUCUGCGUGAAACAGGCGUUAUAGAAAAACUGCUGACAUCCUAUGGCUUUAUUCAGUGUUCAGAACUUCAGGCAAGACUCUUCUUUCACUGUUCACAAUAUAAUGGAAACCUUCAAGAGCUCAAAGUGGGAGAUGAUGUGGAAUUUGAAGUGUCAUCUGACAGAAGAACUGGUAAACCAAUUGCAGUCAAGUUAGUAAAGAUAAAACCGGAAAUUAUGCCUGAAGAAAGAAUAAAUGGACAGGUUGUUUGUGCUGUGCCUCACAACUUGGAAAGCAAGUCUCCAGCUGCUCCUGGUCAGAGCCCAUCCGGAAGUGUAUGCUACUAGCGUAAUGGGGAGGUGUUUUAUCUAACUUACACACCUGAACACGUGGAUGGUAAUGUUCAACUUGAAACUGGAGAUAAAAUAAGUUUUAUAAUUGAAACUAAUAAACAUACCGGUGCUGUUAGUGCUCGUAACAUUAUGCUGAUGAUGAAGAGGAAGCAAAUGCGCUGCCAAGGAGUGGUUUGUGCUAUGAAGGAAGCUUUUGGAUUCAUUGAGAGGGGAGAUGUUGUCAAGGAAAUAUUCUUUCACUACAGCGAAUUUAAGGGGGACCUAGAAGCAUUGCAGCCUGGUGAUGAUGUGGAGUUUACCAUCAAGGACCGGAAUGGUAAGGAGGUGGCUACAGAUGUGAGACUUUUGCCACAGGGAACUGUUAUUUUUGAAGAUAUAAGCAUUGAACACUUUGAAGGAACAGUUACCAAAGUUAUACCAAAAGUACCCAACAAAAAUCAGAAUGAUCCUUUACCUGGACGUAUUAAAGUAGACUUUGUGAUACCUAAAGAGCUCCCAUUUGGGGACAAAGACACAAAGUCAAAGGUGACCCUUUUGGAAGGGGAUAGAGUAAGAUUCAACAUCUCCACUGACCGCCGUGACAAAUUAGAACGUGCAACAAAUAUAGAAGUUCUCCCCGAUACCUUUCAGUACACCGAUGAGUCAAGAGAAAUGGGUGUGAUUGCAGCAAUGAGGGAUGGGUUUGGUUUUAUAAAAUGUGUUGAUCGGGAUGCCCGAAUGUUCUUUCACUUCAGUGAAGUCUUGGAUGGAAACCAGCUCCACAUUUCUGAUGAAGUUGAGUUUACUGUUGUCCUUGAUGUUCUAUCUGCUCAGAGAAAUCAUGCCAUAAGAAUUAAAAAGCUCCCUAAGGGCACAGUCUCAUUUCAUACUCAGUCAGAUCAUCGUUUUGUUGGUAUUGUAGAAAAAGAAGCCAUCAGUACCAACACAAAAUCAAGCAGUCCCAACAAAGGCAAGGAAAAGGAGUGUGAAGAAGGUAUCAUCUCAUAUGAAUAUUGUGGAAUCCGACUGACAGUGUCUUACCAUCUUAAGGAUAUUGAAGGAUCAUCUGCUCCACAGCUUGGAGACAAAGUUGAGUUUAGCAUUUGCAAAGCCAAAAGAACUGGUCAACAGAGUGCAGUUUCAAUGAAAGUUCUUGGUCGUAACUCCAACUCAAAACGAUUUUUUGGUUUUGUGGCCACCCUGAAAGAUAAUUUUGGAUUAAUCGAAACGGCAAACCAUGAUAAAGAAAUAUUCUUUCAUUACAGUGAGUAUUCCGGUGAUGUGGAUAAACUUGAACUGGGAGACAUGGUUGAAUACUGCUUGUCAAAAUGAAAGGGCAACAAGGUCAGCGCUGAUAGAGUUUCAAAGGUACAUCAAGUUAAUGGAGAAAAUGACAACGUGGAUCCAAUGGUGUACUGGGGUAAAGUAAUCAGACCCCUGAGGAGCGUUGACCCUACACAGACUGAAUAUCAGGGCAUGAUUGAGCUUUUAGAAGAGGAUAAGCAGAACAUAACAGAGGAAACUCCUGAAGAAGCUGAGAAUGCAGAAAAUGCGACAAGCAUGGAGUCCAGUAAACCAGCUGACAUGAAAGGCAGUCUUAUCCCUUUUGGCAUUGUGGGGAUGUGCAAUAAAGCAGAUUGCUUACAGAAAGGAGAAACUGUCAAGUUUCAGAUGUGUGUUCUGGGUCAGAAUGGACAGACAAAGGCUUGUAACAUUGAGCCUCUUCGCAGGGGUACUGUGGAAUGUGUGAAAGAUCAGUUUGGUUUUAUAAACUAUGAAGUAGGUGACAGCAAAAAGCUUUUCUUCCACGUGAAGGAGAUCCAGGAUGGUAUUGCUCUACAGUCUGGGGAUGAAGUAGAAUUUUCAGUGAUUCUUAAUCAGCGUUCUGGGAAAUGCAGUGCCUGUAAUGUUAAGCUUUUGAGUAAAGGUACAGAAUUGGUAGCAGCCCCUCGUCCUGACAGAUUAGUAAGCCGGUUAAAGAGCAUAACCCUUGAUGAUGCCAGUGCUCCCCGUCUCAUGGUACUAUGUCAGCCAAAAGGUCCAGAUAACACAAAGGGAUUUGGUGUAGAAAGAAAGAUCCGUCAAACUGGAGCCAUCAACUAAGUUCCAUCUACAUAAGCACAUUACCUAAUAAAGUAUGAUCAAACUUGGGCAUGGUGAAGAUCAUCAACAUCUCUUCGCUGUCCAUAAAUUCUGAGAAUAUUAUACUGUUGUAACGGAUUAAUCAAUUUUAACACC